Molecule: messenger RNA, 381 nt
Organism: Uncinocarpus reesii 1704
Lineage: Eukaryota; Fungi; Ascomycota; Eurotiomycetes; Onygenales; Onygenaceae
Exons: 1
Coding region: 1-381 (126 amino acids)
Source: RefSeq, a predicted model, not a curated record
AUGCUACUCUACAAGGGUGCCACGAAAAGCGGAGUGCAUCUCGUCCACACAUCAGCCAUGGUGCCUGGAGAACACAAGAGGAUUGGAAAAUUACACCGAAGUCUGAGGGCGCCAGAGAUGAACGUCAAGAGGGCUUCUUGUGAAAAGAGCCUCAUUUCGGAUUUGUUACAUCACUCGACAGGGAGCUACCUGAUCAGCGAGGUUGCGCACGUUGCCCUCUUGGGGUUACUUGCCUUCUGUCCGAGAGUUGUGGCCUUCACAAGAGGAGAUCUCCCUUCCACAAAAAAAAAAAAGAAAAAGGCAUUUCAUCGUUCAACAGAAUCACCCGGCGCCAACCCGCGCCACUUCCAUGCGAAGAGUUCAGACUGGCGGAUACCGUAA